AAUUUAUAUAAACCAAUAAUGUCAAUUGCAGCAUUUUAUUGUAUGCUCCAUACCAAGCUCAAGUGCCUAGGUAAUGCCGACGAAAGAGAUUCCCGUAGUUGUGUGUAGGCAACAUUCGGCACUAAAAGACAAUUUUCGAAGUCCGAAAAACUAUAAGACAUGAGCUGCACAAUCUACUCGAUAUUUCAUUUCCUUUUGAGCUAGCAACUGUAUUCAAAUCAAUACUUGGGCGAGUGAUGAUCACGUCGAAAAGACAACCAGAAAAUCAACAUAAGAAAGAGACCCCCUUCUCUCUAGAUCCUCUACAUUCUAUCUUCUCCUUCCCUUCAGUGGAUUGAUUGGAUCCAAAGAUGGGUUAUAGCGAGACCGUUUGUCAAAUCUGUGCUGUAUCAUUCAAUCUAGCAAGGUGCCGCACAAAACAUGAACCACCAGAGGCUGGUUGGGGCCAUUCAACUAGUAUGGAUUAUGCCAGAGAAGCGAGAACCUGCUAUGAUUUAUCAGAAGAAAGUGGCUGCGAGAAAAUUGCCAGAAAUGGACCAUUGACUGAGCAUAUUGCUGGUCCAAAUUGUGUUUUCGAUGGGGGCUACAGCGGAUAUCGUAUUUCAGUGGCACAAAUGAAGGAUAUGACGCUAUCUCGUUACAUCAUUAAGAAACCAGAAAACAUUUCUGAAGAGGAAGAUGCACCAGAUUAUGAAAAGUGCAGUGAUUACUUUAUUACAGAUCAGUCAAUCACCACCCAAGAUCAUUGGCAGCCGGGUGACUUGCCCCGUUACCGUUACGGUAUCGAUUCGUUCUUGCCUAUGAACUAUGAAGUUAUAGACAAACACGGAUUUCCUCGUGCCGUCCCAGUUCACGAUUCAUGCUGGAAAAUCUUCGAACGUGUUUCAAAACUUCGAUUGGGGAGGGUUGACCUCCAAGGAUUCAUGGCCCUUUGGCAUAGGUCUGCAUGCUCAAAUUGUGGUUUCCAAAAUAUUAAACAGGAAACCAUAAUAAAGGAGUGUAAACAGCAGUGGUGGAAUUAUGUUCCUGGCUCGGAAUUUCUUGCAGCCAAUCCUCAUGAUAUUCCGGGAUUUUCUCUCAUGAUAUUAGAGGCAUACAAACACCAGAAUCCUUAUAGUAAGAACAAGGGGGCUGUUUGGCGCAAGAAACAAUUCAAUGGAGAUUUGUUGCAGCCAUAUGUGAACUCAACAGAUCAUUUCAACAAGCUUCCGAUCGAACUCAAGCAAACAAUAUUAUACGAACUUGGGUCUAAGGAUAUCGCAAACCUCCGCCUAGUAAGUCGCGCAUUUCGUCAACUUGACCACCAGCUGUUCAGACAUCUCCUUGUGAAGGAGCUUCCAUGGUUCUGGGAGAUCGAUCAUAUUCAACAACGCAAAAUGGAACAAUUUCGAAAAAUGAUCCUCGAACGAUAUGGAGAAGAUCUCGCAGGACUGAGCGAAAAAGACGAUUUUGAGUAUGUGCAAUUUAUGAAAGAUUGUGUCGCUAUGAAACCACCAAGUUUUGUCUGGAAGCUAGUUUAUGAUCGGGUCAAACUUUUGCAGAAAAGUAACUUGGGAGUGAGGAAUAGGGUGAGGGUAUGGGGGCUAGCGGAGAGAAUAGCGGAACGCAUUGGUCAUUUGAGAGGGUUUGAAAGUCCCGGGAAAAGAUACGAUCAAAGGUACGGUGAGGAUGAUUUGCAGGUCAAACCUACAGAGGAAGAAGUUGAUAGUGGCGCUGUCAAUCAUGGGUACGAAUGUAGUGAAUGUAGUUAUUACCAGAUUGAGAGAAUGGAGAUGUCGAGCGAAUGCUAGAUUCAUAGGAUAAUCUCUAUCUCAUAGAUUGCUUUAUAUUCAAACAUUAA
This is a messenger RNA of Botrytis deweyae, 1840 nucleotides long. RefSeq lists its product as uncharacterized. Lineage: Eukaryota; Fungi; Ascomycota; Leotiomycetes; Helotiales; Sclerotiniaceae. Bases 351 to 1790 code for a protein of 479 amino acids. Gene Ontology annotation, molecular function: protein binding. The record is from RefSeq and is a predicted model, not a curated record. The transcript is spliced from 4 exons.